Messenger RNA from Protopolystoma xenopodis, 522 nucleotides. NCBI's taxonomy places the organism in Eukaryota, Metazoa, Platyhelminthes, Monogenea, Polystomatidea, Polystomatidae. The record is from the annotation of a GenBank genome assembly.
UCUGGAUUGCCACUCAACCAGGGCAUCUUCUCCACGCGCCAACUCCUCGUGCGCCACCUUUCCCCGCUUCACGUUUUUGCGCACGACGUCUACUCGCGAUGCUUCUCCGCGCUCUAUUUUACUUUCCGCGCCAAUCCUUCCUGCGCGGUUUCUCCUAACGUCGAUUCUCCGCGCGCCAGUCUUCAAGUCCAUUUUCACUUACACUUUCACUUGGGACGCUUUAUCACGCAUCGCGUCGCCAACCUCGAUUUCUCUUUUGGCGCCCAUUCUCUUCGCGCUCCUUCCUCGUGCUCGACGUGUCCUAACGUCGUUCGACGCCUGCUACUUUCGACUAUGCCUAUUGGCUGGGCCUCUUUGCCCCAUCAUACCGGCAUCAAUCCUCAACCAAUCACACAUGCAAUGUCGUCACUCUUGACCCUCGGAGACCCAAGAGGCCAAUUCAAAUAUCUUAUUGUCUAUCGAUGUGACCCUUCCACGGGAGCCACCUUUAUCUCAGACACGACGACCUCGCGAUCGGUCUAA